This is a messenger RNA of Synchiropus splendidus (mandarinfish), 2222 nucleotides long. RefSeq names its product equilibrative nucleoside transporter 1-like. The record is from RefSeq and is a predicted model, not a curated record. The coding region runs from base 266 to 1582 and encodes 438 amino acids. Gene Ontology annotation, cellular component: plasma membrane. Gene Ontology annotation, molecular function: nucleoside transmembrane transporter activity. The transcript has 13 exons. Gene Ontology annotation, biological process: uridine transmembrane transport; nucleoside transmembrane transport. Lineage: Eukaryota; Metazoa; Chordata; Actinopteri; Syngnathiformes; Callionymidae.
GCUCAGGGAGAACAGAUGAAACUCAAUCUUUAAACCGGCAUUAGUGCUUAGUUACUCUAUUCCAUCAAUCAAAAACUAUAAAAUGACUAUUAUGGCCCCAGUUCUAUCUGUAUUCCCAUCACAGAGUAAUGCUGGGAGGAAAUGAAGGUCCAUAAAUCUGUCACCAGAAGUGUCCAAUGUCAUCAGCAAGUAUCUCCCAGGCCUGGUGCCGCCCACUCUGAGCCCUAACUGAACACGCAUCGCCCCUCAGUGCUUCACUGGAACCAUGACGGCCCUCAACACACCUCGUGACAAAUACAAUGCAGUUUGGAUCAUCUUCUUCAUCUUGGGUUUGGGAACCCUCCUACCAUGGAACUUCUUCAUGACGGCGACAAUGUACUUCACCAGCCGCCUGAAGGACCCGCCCACUGAUCUCAAUGGGACGACUAACAGCACGGUACAGGAUUCCAAAAACGAACUGGAACUGAAGUUCAACAAUGUGAUGACGCUGUGUGCCAUGGUGCCCCUCCUGAUUUUCACCUGCCUGAACUCCUUCAUUCACCAAAGAAUCCCCCAGAAGCUGCGUAUCUCUGGCAGCUUGACGGCCAUUUUUUUGGUUUUCUUCCUGACGGCGGUGCUGGUGAAGGUCGAUGUCGCACCGGUGCCCUUCUUCACUCUGACCAUGAUCAAGAUCAUCUGCAUCAACUCUUUCGGUGCGGUGCUUCAGGGGAGUCUCUUUGGCCUGGCCGGGAUUCUCCCUACCUCCUACACGACUCCCAUCAUGAGCGGACAGGGACUGGCAGGCACCUUUGCAGCCUUCUCCAUGAUCUGCGCUCUGACCACUGGCUCAUCCCUGAGGGACAGCGCCUUCGGCUACUUCAUCACCGCCUGCGUGGUGAUUGUGCUGGCCAUCGUGGCCUACCUCGCUCUGCCCAGGAUGGAGUUUUUCCAGUACUACAUGGAGUCAAGCACCUCCACACCCAACUCCGAUGAGGAGAACAAAAUGGAUCUUCUCAGAAAAGAGAACUCAGAGAAGCAGCCCUCCAGCUGUGCAGUUGAGGACCAGUCCUCGUCUGUCUUCAGCAUCUUUAAACAGAUCUGGGUGAUGGCCUUGUCGGUGUGCUUCAUCUUCACCGUCACAAUCGGCGUCUUCCCUUCAGUCACAGCAGAUGCAAAGUCAGUGGUCGCAGAAGGCGGUGCCUGGGGCAAAUAUUUCAUCCCGGUGUCAUGUUUCCUCCUCUUCAACUUGAUGGACUGGGCUGGCCGCAGUCUGACCGCCGUCUGUAUGUGGCCUGGUAAAGACAGCAUCUGGCUCCCGGUGCUGGUGGGUCUGCGGGUCGUCUUCAUCCCGCUCUUCAUGCUGUGUAACAUUGAGCCUCGCACAUGGACGAACGUGUGGUUCGCCCAUGAUGCCUGGUACAUCGUCUUCAUGAUCCUCUUCUCCUUCUCCAACGGAUACCUGGCCAGUCUCUGCAUGUGCUUCGGACCCAAGAAAGUUCCGCCGCAUCAGGCAGAGACAGCCGGCGCCAUCAUGGCCUUCUUCCUGUCGCUGGGGUUGGCACUGGGUGCUGCCCUGUCAUUCGCCUGCCGAGCCUUGGUCUGAAACAAGACGCCUGCAAGUCAUCACACAGCACAAGUCUGCUGCAUCUUCACCGAGCAGAGAGACCCAGUCCAUUCAAAGCGCUGACUUCAACUAUUUGAACCCAAAAACGUCUGUGGAGAAAACUUCCUGUGGCCCAGUCACUCCAAUUGGAAUCAUCUUUUUGUUGACAGUAGUUCCAUUCAUUGUUUUACACUUGCUUUAAAAUGUUUUAUUUUCAACUGCAAUGAAGCCAAAAAACAUGACAGUAUGGGAAUUUGAGAAGUCUUGAACAAACGCCUUUAUUGUCCAGCUCCAUUUUGUUACCGACUUUGAGACGAAUUUGGUGAUCUCCUGCUGUCUCAAACUUUUAGUCCUGUGUGUCGUUUCUGCAUGUCUCAUGCAGAAAAACCAGUUUUGCUAAGAGGCCUUUUGAAAACAUGGACAUGAUAGGAUCAUUCUUAUCCUCCAGUCAUUGCCAUUUCAUGUGUUUUAUAUCUUGUGACGUUCACCUGGUUCUUGCAAACAUUGAUUUAUUUUUUUUUUUAUUAAACCACACAGGCCUUGUACAUUUUUUUUGUUUUGUACGCGUUUCUUUGUUUUCCAGCUUUUGGAAACUGGUACUACCAUGCGGUUGAAAAAUAAAUUAAGCGUUUUUGUAAGA